Emys orbicularis (European pond turtle) is the source of this 3285-nucleotide messenger RNA. It is a transcript of the gene PCDH19, whose product is annotated as protocadherin 19. Gene Ontology annotation, cellular component: plasma membrane. NCBI's taxonomy places the organism in Eukaryota, Metazoa, Chordata, Testudines, Emydidae. The coding region runs from base 1 to 3285 and encodes 1094 amino acids. Gene Ontology annotation, biological process: homophilic cell-cell adhesion. The transcript has 5 exons. Gene Ontology annotation, molecular function: calcium ion binding. The record is from RefSeq and is a predicted model, not a curated record.
AUGGAUAUUCUCCCCGUCCUGCUCGCCUUGCUGUGGACCGGGGCAGGAGCCCUGAUCAACCUGAAGUACUCGGUGGAGGAGGAGCAGCGCGCCGGCACGGUGAUCGCGAACAUCGGCAAGGACGCCCGGGAGGCUGGCUUCGUGCUGGACCCCCGCCAGCCCGCCGCCUUCCGGGUGGUCUCCAACUCGGCCCCGCACCUGGUGGACAUCAACCCGGGCUCGGGCUUGCUGGUGACCAAGCAGAAGAUCGACCGGGACUUGCUGUGCCGCCAGAGCCCCAAGUGCGUGAUCUCGCUGGAGGUGAUGUCCGGCUCCAUGGAGAUCUGCGUGAUCAAACUGGAGAUCAAGGACCUGAACGACAACGCGCCCAGCUUCCCCACCGACCAGAUCGAGCUGGAGAUCUCGGAGACGGCCAGCCCGGGCACGCGGGUGCCGCUGGAGAGCGCCUACGACCCGGACUCGGGCAGCUUCGGCGUGCAGAGCUACGAGCUCACCCCCAACGACCUCUUCGGGCUGGAGACCAAGACGCGCGGCGACGGCUCCCGCUUCGCCGAGCUGGUGGUGGAGCGCAGCCUGGACCGCGAGACGCAGUCCCACUACAGCUACCUGCUCACGGCGCUGGACGGCGGCGACCCGCCCAACUUCGGCACGGUGGAGCUCAGCAUCCGGGUCAUUGACUCCAACGACAACAACCCGCUCUUCGAGGAGCCGGCCUACGCCGUCAGCGUGCCCGAGAACGCGCCGCCCGGCACGCCCCUGCUCCGCCUCAACGCCUCAGACCCCGACGAGGGCACCAACGGGCAGGUGCUCUACUCCUUCCACAGCUACGUGUCCGAGCGGGCCCGCCAGCUCUUCCACCUUGACCCGCAGAGCGGCCUGCUCAGCGUCAGCGGCGCCGUGGACUACGAGGAGGGCCACAGCUACGAGCUGGACGUGCAGGCCAAGGACCUGGGGCCCAACUCCAUCCCGGCCCACUGCAAGGUGACGGUCAGCGUGCAGGAUGCCAAUGACAACCCACCCCUCAUCAACCUGCUCUCGGUCAACAGCGAACUGGUGGAGGUGAGCGAGAGCGCGCCGCCCGGCUAUGUCAUCGCCCUGGUGCGGGUCUCUGACCGCGACUCCGGGGCCAAUGGGCGGGUGCAGUGCAAGCUGCUGGGCAGUGUGCCCUUCCGCCUGCAGGAAUACGAGAGCUUCUCCACCAUCCUGGUGGACGGGCGGCUGGACCGGGAGCAGAGGGACCAGUACAACCUCACCAUCCAGGCCAGGGACAACGGGGUGCCCUCCCUGCAGGCCACCAAGUCCUUCACCGUCAAGAUCACCGAUGAGAACGACAACCACCCCCACUUCUCCAAGCCCUACUACCAGGUCAUCGUGCAGGAGAACAACACCCCCGGGGCCUACCUCCUGUCCGUCUCCGCCAGGGACCCUGACCUGGGCCUCAAUGGCAGCGUUUCCUAUCAGAUCGUGCCCUCCCAAGUCCGGGAUAUGCCUGUCUUCACCUACGUCUCCAUCAACCCCAACUCUGGGGACAUCUAUGCCUUGAGGUCCUUCAAUCACGAGCAGACCAAGGCCUUCGAGUUCAAGGUCUUGGCCAAAGACGGGGGCAACCCAUCCCUGCAGAGCAAUGCCACCAUCAGAGUGAUCGUCCUGGAUGUCAAUGACAACACCCCUGUGAUAACUGCCCCACCUCUGGUCAAUGGGACUGCAGAAGUGUACAUCCCUAGGAAUGCCGGGGUUGGCUACUUAGUGACAGUGAUCAAGGCAGAUGACUAUGAUGAGGGGGAGAAUGGAAGACUGUCCUAUGAAAUGGCAGAUGGAGAUAGAGGGUUUUUUGAAAUAGAUCAGUUCAAUGGAGAGAUAAGGACCACCAGAGCAUUCGGGGAGAAUGCAAAGACUACUUAUGAGCUGAUUGUGGUGGCGCAUGACCAUGGAAAAACAUCGCUCUCAGCUUCUGCCUUGAUUUUGAUAUACCUAUCUCCAGCUCUCGAUGCCCAGGAAUCCAUAGGAUCUGUUAACUUGUCACUGAUUUUCAUUAUUGCCCUGGGUUCUAUUGCCGCCAUUCUUUUUGUCACCAUGAUCUUUGUUGCAGUCAAGUGUAAAAGGGAUAACAAGGAAAUAAGGACCUACAACUGCAGAAUUGCAGAGUACUCCUAUGGGCAUCAAAAGAAAUCAAGCAAGAAGAAAAAAAUCAGCAAGAAUGAUAUCCGGCUGGUACCACGGGAUGUAGAGGAGACAGAUAAAAUGAAUGUGGUGAGCUGCUCCUCCCUUACUUCAUCUCUCAACUAUUUCGACUAUCAUCAGCAGACCUUGCCACUGGGCUGCCGCAGAUCUGAAAGUACCUUCCUCAAUGUGGAGAAUCAGAACACUAGGAACACAGGCUCCAACCAUGUUUAUCACCACACCUUCACCGGGCAGAGUCCCCAGCAACCAGAUCUGAUCAUCAAUGGAAUGCCAUUGCCAGAGACUGAAAACUACUCUUUUGAUUCCAACUAUGUGAACAGCAGAGCCCAUUUAAUAAAGAGCAGUUCAACUUUCAAGGACUUAGAGGGGAAUAGUCUCAAGGAUAGUGGGCAUGAGGAGAGUGACCAGACUGACAGUGAACAUGAUGUCCAACGGGGCCUGUACUGUGAUACUGCCGUCAACGAUGUGCUGAACACCAGUGUUACUUCCAUGGGGUCUCAGAUGCCUGAACAAGAUCAAACUGAAGGAUUUCAUUGUAGGGAAGAGUGUCGAAUCCUUGGUCACUCAGAUAGAUGCUGGAUGCCCCGGAACUCUGUCCCCAGUCGUGCAAAAUCCCCCGAGCAUGGAAGGAAUGUCAUGGCACUCUCUAUAGAAGCUACCACUGUGGAUACAGAGCCUUAUGAAGACUGUAGUACAAAAAGAACUUUUGCAACGUUUGGCAAAGAUGGGAGUGAACCCCUCGCCGACGAGCGUAUCGUCAACCUGAAAGGCAAAAGAACAGUGGAUCUGCCCAUCUGCAGCCCAAAGGUAAAUGGCGCAGUCCGUGAAGCGGGGAAUGGCUGCGAAGCUGUGAGCCCCAUCACGUCACCCCUUCAUUUGAAGAGCCCCCUGUCUAGCAAACCUUCAGUAUCAUACAACAUAAUGCACUGCCCGGUAAAUCGCGACCUGGAGCAAUUUGUAAACAAUGGCCCUUCUCGGCCCACCGAAGCAGAGCCUAGAGGGGCAGACAGUGAAAAUAUAAUGCAUGAAAUUAACCCACUUCUGCAAGAAUGUAGAGAAAAAGACUCACCAGGAGUGAAGAGACUAAAAGACAUAGUACUCUAA